AUGGAUUUCUCAAAUAUGACAAGCACCGUGCUGCCGGUGAAUUUUACUACCAAUAUGUAUAAUGAUAUGUAUAAUGAUACCGUACAGGAAGAAGUGUGUGAAAAUUGGAGAGAAAUACACCACUUGGUUUUCCAUCUUGCAAACGCAUGUUUAGCGAUCGGAGUGGUAAUUCCAACUACUCUUAAUUUUCAUAUGAUUUUUUUUCGCGGCAUGCUGUGUCUAGGUAAGCUAUUGAAUCCUAUGUGUUUUUAUUAGUUUUUUGAUAGUUAACAUGUAUUUCAUGUAUUCCACCUCUCUGUUCCUGUACGUCCAUUUGUCUGGUUACAAUUACAUGUCUGUUAGUCCACCCAUUGUACAGCGCUACGGAAUCUGAUGGCGCUAUAUAAAUAAUAAAAUAAUAAUCUACAGGAAACCUGCCUGCUGGAGUCUCUGGUUUUCAUAUAAUCUCCAAUAACUGGAUUUUAGAAUGAACCAGUCUCUUUUCUCAGUACUCCCAGCAUAUAUGGGUGCAAACCCCACUCAAGGGAUAAGAUCUUCCAUACAGGAUACCAAAUUACAAGGGAUUUAAUAAGUGUCCUGGGAUAACUAUUAACGUCUUGUGUAUUAUUAUUUUCUAACCAUAUGAACUAUAAGUCAUAUCUAUCUUUCUCAUAGUUUUACUAGAAUAGCCAAACUAUGUUUAAGGCAAUAAAAACAGUCAAGUAUUUCACUUAACAUUAUGUUAACACUAGUUUUUUUUAAAAAUAGUUCUCCAUUUCAAUAGGAUAAUAGAAACCCUACUAAGACAUUAGUGUAGUUGUUAAAAAGUCAAAUUACAUAAUUUUAUGUAACUUUACUUAAGAAGUGAACUAAGAAUGUGACUUAGCAUUUUAUGAUCUCAUAUUGUAAGACACGCGUAGAGAGACGAGAUCAGUGCAGGCUUUGUAGCUAAGCUCACGAAACAAAACCCAAAACAUACUUUUGAAUAUAAUUUUAAAAAAAGAAUAUGAAAUGCAGAGUUUAUAUUCUUUUUAUUUUUUUUAAUAAAACAGUAACUAGAUGAGAUUUAUGUCAAAAUUGCCAAAUUGAUAGUACAUAUUUAAUGGGACUAAUUCUAUUAACACAGAUACAGUUAACUUUUAACUUGGGGGUAAGCAGCAUAUAUGUAUAUCUUGCCUAAUAGAAUUUAGUCCCAAUGCAUAUAUGUACGACAUAAACCCCCCACAUCUUCCUAUUUUUUAUGUAUUUAUCUAUUGUGGUUAAAUAACAAUUGAAUUCUAGAUAUGUAUCAACAUUGUUCUUAUCUGCUUUCACUAAUUAUCUUGUAUGGGCUAAAUUUUCUCCAUUCUGGUGCUUUUACAUGGAUCUGUGAGCCUCUAAUAUAGAAAUAUUGGCGUGUCUUUGCAGUUGGUUAUGUCUCCACAAUGUGUGUUCACCAAGUAGAUGUUAGGUGAUUCAAACCAUAUUGAGAUUAUGAAAUUCCUACUCAUUGCUCACAUAAACAUAAGGUGGUCAUGCGUGAUGGCAAUAAAUCAGUAAUGCAGUAGAAAUGCAUCCUUGGAAAAUAAAGAGGAAAAAACUAUUAAAAUGUUUACGUAGUGGCCAUUGACAACAUGUAGAGUGGUCUAACAAUUUGACAGUGGAGUGAAAGUUGCAUUGUUACAGUUCCCAACAUGUCACUGUCUUGUUAAAAUGAUCUGAUAUAAAAAAGGAUAAUAUGAUUUCUGAAUUGCCAGAAGAAAAACAAAGCGGACCGCACUUUCAAUAAACCAACUGCUUCAGUGAUGCAAAUCCUUCAAAACACUGGUAUAUUCAAACAUAAUGCAAAAUAAUUGGAGUCUCAGUAAACCUCAUACAGAAUAAUAGAUCAACAAGUGAAUGAACAAAAAAAAAUCUAAAAAGUGUGCACAAAAUGAUAACAAAAAACAAACAAAAAAAACCAACAAAUACCUGCACGAACAAGGGGAACAAAUGACAAAAUCUAGGUAAAAGUAGCAGGACACUGAACGCAUUUUGCAUCCAAGACCGACUCAUUAUUAACACAAGUAAAAUGGACCACCCAUAGUGCAUUUAAAAGACAUAUUUUAAAUGCACUAUGGGUGAUACAUUUUUACUUGUGUUGAUCUAUUAUUCUGUAUGAGGUUUACUGAGUCUCCAAUUAUGUUGCCUUACCUUUGACUAAACCUGUACAUUGAAGGAUUUGCAUUACUGAAGCUGUCUGUUUCUCAAAGUGCAGUCCACUUUGAUUUUUUUCUGGAAAUUCGUGACUAUGGAACACUAGGACCAGCACCGGGAGCAAGAAGUAAGUGCAUUUCUUUUUUUAAUCCAAUAACUCCUAGAGUUUGGAGCUGCGGCAGUAGUAUUACUUACUUUUCUAACAUGAUUCCUGUGUUUUCAAAUUGUCUUUAAUCAAUAGUUAUUUUUUUUUUAUAGUUGUUUCACUGAUUAGAUUAUAGUUAACUCAGGAACUAACUACCAGAUGCAAAUAUCAGUGCUUAUACUGCUUUACAAGGAGCUAACUUGGAGGCACCCAGAUGCAAAAUAAAGAGGUGUAGAUCUUCACAUUAAACAUUUUUCGCACGUCAAAAAUGCAUAUUUGUUAAAUAUAGGGGAUAAGUAAAUGUAGGGAGUGCCUUGAAACGCCACCUGAUACUAGCCAAUCAGUAAGCACUAUACGUUUAUUUAUAAUGAUAAACACCCAUCAUCUAACUGGAAAAUUAGAAAAUGGGAUUCAAUUGCUGUAUGUUCUUACACCAAAAAGUAUAUCACGUCUAUGAAUAAUCCUAGAUUGAAUUAGAGAAAUGUCCUCAUGUUAGUAGAAAUCAUUCACAGGAAAGAAAUCUAAUUUUUUAAUGUUUUUUAUAUAUAUGUAUAGGUUUAUGAAUGUGGAUGUAUAAAUGAGUGUAAAAAUUGCUUUCCAUCACUCAGUUUACACCAAAAGAGAUUAAAUACAGAUUAUCUUUCUUCAGAUAAUUAAAUAUGUCAGUAACUUUGAUGUCUGAGCAGUGACAUUAUGCAUCUCAUCUUUUCAGAUUAUAAGAAAUAUAAAUAGAUCAGGGGUUUAAUAUCUGCUGGAAUAAAUGUCAUGGCUUGACACACGAUUUGUGGCUUUGUAGGUAGCGUGGACAAUGUGAGCCAUAGAUCAAACAUCCAUUUACAGGUGACAUAUUUCUGUAUUGAUGAUUAGACGUCUGACACCUACAAGUGACUGUCAAUGUUGAUUAAAGGGCAUACCAUUAAUUGAUAUUUUCAAUGAACUUUAUCUGGCUAUUAUAACAUCAUUUAAUGGCAUAUUGAGUGAAGCCAGGAUAAAUCGAUCAAGCCUCUUUAUAUAAAAUCAUUAAUAAGUACAUUAUUCUAUUUUAUUUUUAUUUUUUUCAUCUGCCCUAGCCUCUUUCCCACAAAGACUUGUAGUUUUUAAAUGUUGGUUUAUUGAGAUAUUUUUAAAUUAGCGUCUCUUUCUGGGUAUUUAUUAUAAAGUCUGCUUGACAGUAAUAACGCAUUUUCAGCAAGUCAUUCACAUAUCCUCAGCAAGGUUAUUAUUAUUAUUUUUUUAUUUAAAGGUGAAGCAUCAUUAAUUAUGAGGAAAAGUUCUGAGUUGUAAGGCUGUCAAAUUCAUAGCAGAAAUUACUUUAUUGUGCCAUUUACAUGCGCAGACAGAUAGUAAGUGUCAGUGCAGAAAGACUAGAACAAAAUGUCUCUUCUGCUUUGUAAGCCUUAAAGCACAUAUUAAUUUUCCUAAAUUUUACAGUUUUUUUCUCUAUCAUUUCCUGCCUCUCAUUGUUCAUCUGAGCAUUUUAAAGUCUUUUUCAUUGUAUAUUGUAACUGUGUAACUUUAUAAUUUUCUAUCCUUCUCAUUUCUGCGGAAAUACGUACCAUUAUCAUCAGGCCUAAAAAUGUACCGGAUAAUAAUGGCAUUUUAUAAAUGUAAAAACAUUUAAAAUUGUAUGUAUACAUAUUUCAAUGGCCACUGUCUGAAAGGGCUUUCGACCAAAUUGCAUUAUUACAUCUCAUAAGUAUUCAUGCUAGAUAGUAAUAAUUGGGCAUUUAAAUGUUUCAAAAUGCUUCUAGGAUACGCGUGAGUCAUUUUCUCAUUACCACUGCUUGGAGUAUGAAACCAUAUGCAUCUCCUGAUAACGUCAUCUAUAUACCUGACAACUAAUUCGGAGGUUUCUACUCCAAGUUCAGGGUGGUUAUUGGCAUUUUUAUGGUCACACAGUGCAAGAUUGACUUCAUAUUAAAUCUGUCUCACCAGCUAUUUACAACUUUCCAAGGUAUGGCAAUGUGUAUAUUAUGAAGACAAGAUUAGGAAACAUGUCUGUAGCAUGUGGCAUUACAACAAACUGACAAACUGGCAAAACUGGGGUUUCAAGAUGCUUACUCCACUUGGCCAAAAAUCUUAAUAUCCAUAAAGGGAACAAAUAGUCCUGAAAAUAACAAGCAUUAUUUUGAGACAAUAGGUUCACUACUCUGCACCCCCCUUCUGUCCACCACUCUGUGUUUAAAAAAAAAAAAGUAAGUUAUAUAAAGACUACUUACCUACUUUCCAGUGCCGGGACUCCUGUGCUGCAGCUUCCUCCUCCACCUUCGAAGACGCCAGUAAACCUGUUGACGCCUUUGCAAUGUACUCCUAUCUAUUGCUUCUCAUAGAGAAGCAAUUGAUUGGAGGUUCACAUCUAUAGCCAUCUAUAGCCAAAUGCCGUGAUUCUUCAAUCAAAUGCUGCUAUCAGUAAGAUAGUAAGACAGCCACAGGUAGAUGUUAGGGUUAAAAUGACAGGACCACUGCUCCCAGACCCUUUCAUUGAGAUGAAGUGGUCUAGGUGACUUUAGUGUCCCUUUAAUAUGAUGUAAAUUACCUAAUCUAUAUUAUUAUUUUGUUUCUUUUUAUUUAGGGUGUUCCUUCUUCAUUUUAUGGGCCGUGCUUUUCCGAUGUGCUUUGGACAUAAUGAUGUGGAAUGUGACCUUCCUUAUUAUUAACUUUAUGCAUUUUAUUUACCUGGUAUAUAAAAAGAGACCUGUAAGUACUUAUUUUUAUUUUUUUUUAACUACAACUGGUGUGAGAGUGGGAUUUAUUCGCUAGACAAUCAUCUGUGAUGACCCGAAAGCUUGAAUUUAUGUUGUCCUUAAUUUAGUCUCCUAGUCAUCAACUUGCAAGCAUGGUUAUUAAAGGCCAAAUUUUGCAAAUAGGCUUUUAGUUUAUCAAAAUUCAUAGUUUAAUAAAUAUACAGCAUUUCAACGCUCUAAAUUGUAAGCUUUGAAUAAUUAUUUAUAUAUUUUGUAGAAAGUAGAAUUUCUAAGAUGCUAAAAGGCAUAUUUAGAGGCUGAUUAAGUAUUGAGUAGCAUGCACUAUGCAUUGAAGUAUUGGCCAGGCAUGCAAAUGUGAUAUUGUCUGUUUUGAUUAAUGUGGUCACAGUUUUCUAAAGAGGUCUAUUAGCUCAGUUAAUCCAUUUGUUUUCAAAUCAUGUAGCUCAUAGGUUAAAGGCAAGCUAUGUGCUUCCUUUAGCAUCUGAGUUCAAAGAAUUCAUGUAAUUAAUUUUGUAUAUGUCUCCGUACUUAAUAUCAGAUUCAAUUGGCAUGGCUUUUCCUGAUAAUAAAUAUAGAACUCUGUUUUCUUAAAGGAAUAUUCAUACUCCAUUUCUUACUGCAAAAAAACAUCAGGAUAUGCCACUUCGCUGUACAUAUAUACAACCUAGAAAAUUGUUUUGACUUAGGGCACCUUGGAGAAAUAUUGAAAUAUUAAGGGGGCCUUGAACCUAAAAAGUUUGGGAUCCAUUGCAUUAGUUCAUUCAUGUCACUUUCUAAAAUUAGUAUCCUUAUUUGGGAAUACCAACCCAUAUUUAAGGGUAUCACUGCAAACUAGGGAGCUGUUGGUUUUAGUCUAUACUAAAUAAGGGAGCUAUCUGCUAUACAGCUCCCUAAUUUGGUACCUUUAAAUAUGGUAAUCACAGAUAACGGUACUGUAAAGGAGCUCUAGUACUCCAACCGAGUACCUCUGUUGAUGGAUGCUCCUAGUGCUUCCCGAGGACUCCAAGCACUUCUCCAGACACUAUAAGCACUGCCGACCGAACCUCUCUUCCUGCAGAGAGUGAAUCUGGAACAAGCUCUUAAAAGAGCUUAGUGAUUAUAUCCAAGGGAGUAUACAGUGUACAGCAAUCCCCAGUGUAAAUGCUGCCUUUUCCCCCACACAUGAAAUGAGGCUCUAUGUUGAGGGUAAAACAGGAACUCAGCAGUCUGAGGGUUUAUUGGCACUUAUAUGCAACUUUUCCCACAAGGAUACCACCCACGUGGUCUUGUGGAACAACCAAUCAAAACAUUACAAUACAGUUUAACACUCCCAUUCAUUCCAGCAAAAUCCUCCUCUCGCCUGUGAUAGAAUUACUGUACACAAUGGGCUAAUGUAAUUAUCACAGGCAGGAAAAUACAGUUGUUAUACAAUUCUUAUAACUUUAAAAGUAUACAUGCAAUAUUAAUGCUUAUAUUCUAAAUCAGCAUACUCCAAAUGCAAAUAUACUCAAAAAAUCAGACAAUUCCCUCCAGUGGUUUAAAAGUUAGGUGGAUGUCCUUUUUGACCGACUGCAAGCAUGGCUUUCCUGCCCAAAACAGUUCCACGGAUUAAGGCUGUGCAGCCGGUCGAUCUUCUCCUCCGGUCGAUCUAUCCUGGAGAUAAUUGGCUUAAGUAACUGUAGUAAACUCAAUUAUCUCCAGGUACAGAAAAUAUCACUAAGUCACAACUGCAACAAAACACAUUAAAAUACAUAACUAAUAUUCUAAAGAACUGAACCCCCACAUUUGACCUAUCCCCAGAUAGCUUGGAUCUGGGCGCUCACUAUAGCCGAACAGCGCUCAGAUACCAAGAACACAGUCAAAUCUCCAUGGGGUUAAACCAUAGCAAGGCCUGAUGGCUGAUGAGAGACCGAGGAGGCCAGUUCCAACUGGUCUUGCAGUGUCCCUGGGACAACACCCUGCUGGAGAACAAUGGGACAGGAAACGGGGAGGGGAAGAGGCACACCUUCCCAUGGAUUCAAAGGGGCAGAAAAAGUGUCCCAAAAUCUAAUAAGCCAAAACAGACUUUUUAAAUGGCAAUACUUCCCAGUAUUUGUCACAUAGAGAACCAGUUACAAAAGGCAGUUUGUAACAGGUACUAAAUGUAUUCAGGGAGUUAUCUACUAAACAGUUGUAAGGUCAAAGAAAAGCUUUUUUUUCUUUUGACAUUUCAGCUGCUUGGUAGAUAGCUCACUAGUUUGGUGUCUUUAUGAGGGAUUGCCUUUUUAAGAAUACCCAAAUUGGGAGCUGCCUUCUAAUGUCGCUACCUAAUUUGGUAUCCUUUAAUAUGGCUAUCCCACAUAAGGUUACCAAAAUAGGGAACAUAUCUACUUUCUAAACCACUGAAAGAUUUAGUGGCAAUUGCAGUAUUCCAUUCCUCCAAAUGGAAAUUACAAAUCAAAAUGUGUAUCCAAGGCUGAUAAAAUAAGGAUUUAACAAGACCUGCUUGUAUUAGCAAAUGACAUAAAAUGUUCUUUCUUCUUCUUAUCUUAAAAUCACUAGGUGUCGAACAAUUAUAAUUUAAAGAUAAAAUAAUAAAACAAAUUAUACAUCUAGCAUAAUUUUUUUUAAUAAUUCUGGUAUAUAAUUAUAUCAUGUUGUAUUUUUUAUAAUGAAAUAUUUAUGAACUUAUUUUUUCUGCUCUGGAUCUCUUAUUUUUAUUCCAGAUUAAAAUAGAAAAGGAGUUAAAAGGAAUUUAUCACAGGAUGUUUGAGCCUUUACAUGUUCCUCCUGAGUUGUUUAAGAGGCUCACUGGGCAGUUUUGUAGUAUUCAGACUUUAUUGAAGGGUCAGACGUAUGCUGUGGAGAACAAAACAUCGGUUGAUGACCGUUUAAGCAUCUUACUCAAAGGAAGGUAAUAUAACAGGAGAAAUGGCAAUUAUUUGAAAGUUAGUACACACAUUCUGGAUUAUACAAAUUAUAGUCAAGCUACCAUUUUCUUACUUUUAAAUCCUGAUAGGACUGUUUUAUAUUUGGUGUAAGACAACAUAUAAUGUUCAUUCAAGUUAUUUUACAUCAGCCUUGUAAGUAAUCAAAAUUAAAGUACACAUGAAUAAUCAACAUCAAAGGAGCACUCACACACCUAAAGCACUUAACUUGCUCUCUUUUUCAUUUUACAAAAGUGCAGAUUUCAAUAGAAAUUUGUACUUUUAUAAAAUUACCUUUUUACACCCCAAGGUUGUCAAUCAGACAACAUGUCCUGUUACUUCCUGGUUUGGUUAGAUCAGUGAAGCUAAACUCAAGAGACAGCAAUUUACCAAGCACCCACCUUGCAAAGACUUCUCAUUGAGCUGCACUAGGAAGUCUGUGAUUGGACAGCCACAGAAAGUCUGUGCAGGUUUAGAAGAGGAGGGCUUGCAAAGGCAGCAGACAAGAGAACUGCAGGUUUUGUAAGCCAGAUUUAUUAUUAUUAUUAUUAUUAUUAUUAUGUUAUUAUUUAUAUAGCUAAAAUACAAAAAAGGUGCGCUAUACCUUUAAAAAUAUAAAGUGCAAACAAGUGCAUCAAAAGUGUCCAGUGCAGAAAAAGUGCAUACACAGCAAGUAAACACACUAAAUAUAAUACAAAUGAAAAAAUAAUUAACAAAUUAAUAACUUACAAGAAAUAAUAUCCUUUGGUACUCCAAAUGGGUUUAAAGCAUAUGGUACAUAUAAAAAAAGCACAAAGGAAAAAACAUAGUGUAAUAUUGUUAAGAGAAUAAAUAUUAAAACCAAAAGAAUUGGAAUAAAACUCACAAACGAAGAAGAGUGAAAGCCUGCUCUAAUUUAUCCAGCUCGUAAUCCACAACCCAGGACUUAAAUGGUGAUGAAAACAGCAGGAGGCCAGCUUGAUCAAAAGAUGCUCUUCGUUUGUGAGUUUUAUUCCAAUUCUUCAAUUUAUUCCAAUUAUUCUUUUAACAGUAUUACACUAUGUUUUUUCCUUUGUGCUUUUUUUAUAUGCUUUAAACCCAUUUGGAGUACCAAAGGAUAUUAUUUCUUGUAAGUUAUUAUUUAUUUGGUAAUUAUUUUUUCACAAUAUUCACUUGCUAUUUUUGACAUAUUGUGUAUUAUAUUUAGUGUGUUUACAUGCACUGGACACUUUUGAUGCACUUGUUUGCACUUUAUAUUUUUAAAGGUAUAGUGCACCUUUUUUUGUAUUUUGAUUGGUUAGGGUGUUUUUGAGCUUGUACACUUUCAGGUGCUGCUUUAUUUAUCAAGUUGUUUUCAUUGUUCACAAAUUUUACACUUUUAGCGCCUCUUUUGCUUGUUUUUCUUUUUAAUAGUCUCUUAUUUAUAUAGCGCCAACAAAUUCUGCAGCGCUUUACAGUGGGUGGAUGAACAAACAUGUAGUUGUAACCAGACAAGAUUUAGAUUGACACCAUUAAAAAAAAAAAGUAUAAUUAAAUGCAAGCUUUUCAUAUCUACUAAAUAGUGAUUUUUAAAAUGUAUUUUGUAUUUGGGCAGUGGAGUGAGCAUUGAAGGUAUGGAACCCCGGGAAAAAAAAUCGUUAUGAUAAUUCUGAUAAGAACAAUAUGCAUUGUGCCAAUAAAAGGCUGUUUUUUAAAAAAAAUUGAUAUUAAUUGAAUACUAGAUUCAUAUGAAAAAUGUAUCACAUAAAGAAUGGUAGCGAUGGAAUUGGAUACCUGGAUGACUUACAAUUAACAUAGCUCCCACUGCUUUAAGUAUAAGAAACAAAGCUCCAUCUGCUACUUGUGAAUUACACAUAGCUCCCACUGCUCCCCUCUAUUUAGUUUGAGCUCCAGACAUGGGCGUCUGCAGGAAUUUUUCCAGGGGGGGGGGGCAUAAUUGUAAUGACAUCCAUGCUUGGUACCUUUUUGACAGUGUCAUGAAAGGGAAGGGGCAUAGCCAUUAUCACAUAAAGCCAGGGUGAAUAGCGUUUUCACAACUAUGGUUUCAGGAAUAUAUGUUUGUAUUCCUGACACUAUAGUGUUCCUUUAAGCAAAUUAAAGGACCAUUCUGGUCACCAUAACAACUUCACCUAAAUGAAAAUACUAUGAUGCCAGGAAGCCCCUGGGUGCUCGCUUUCCUUUAAGGGGUUAAAUCACUCUCAAAUGGUUUAACCCCAAAGGCUUCCUCCAGCUCCAGGUCGCUCAGUGGUAUUUGGCUUCUGAAACAGAGUGUCAGGAAGUGCAGAUUGAUGUCAGGCAUGGGUGCCGCUGAUUGGCUAGAGUGGACAGUUGACACUCUAAGCCAAUCGCUAGUUCCCGGUUCAUAAAAUAUUUUUACUUUUGAAUGGGGAGCUACUGAUUGGCUUAGAGUGCCAGCUGACCGCUCUAGCCAAUCAGCAACACCCCUACCCAACAGCACUCUGUGCUUCCUGACACUCAGUAAAUAAAAGUGAACACAUUAAUGCUGAUAUUUAUUUACCUUUGGAGAUGAGAAGGUCCAGCGUUUCCCUGCCUGGCCCAGGUACCAAAGCCUUAUGAUGUGGUGUCCAGAAUAAAGUGGAGGGUUCACUUCAUUUGUCCUUCCUGCUCCAAUCUCCUUUUCCUCUCCUUCAUUUGUCUUUUUUUAUCUUCUGACUCUGUUUUCUAUCCUUGGCCCCUUCUGCUCUUUUACCUUUCUGCUACUUUCUGCUUAUUUUGCGCCCUUCUGCUCCUUUCUCAUUCUGAUCCCUUUCUGCUCCUUGCAGACCCUUUCUGCUCCCUUUUCUACUUUAUAUUUGUGCUCCUUGCUGUCCCUUUCUGCUCCUUCUCCUACUUUACCUUUGUGCUCCUUCUGAUUCUUUCUGCUCCUUUACCUUUGUGCUCCUUCCUGCUCCUUGCAGGCCCUUCCUGCUCUUUGCAGGCCCUUCCUGCUCUUUGCAGGCCCUUCCUGCUCAUUCUCCUAUUUUACCUUUGUGCUCCUUCUGCCCCUUCCAGCUCAUUUCUGACCCUUUCUGCUCCUUCUACUUUACCUUUGUGCUGCUUUACCUUCCAGCUCCUUGCUGACUGUUCCUUCCUGUUCAUUUCUGUUCCUUUCUGCUCCUUCUCCUACUUUACCUUUUGUGCUCCUUGCUGCCCCUUUCUGCUCCUUGAUGUCCCUUCCUGCUCAUUUCUGUUCCUUCUCCUUUUCUUACUUUACCUUCCUGCUCCUUGCUGACUCUUCAUGUAGGCUGUCUCCCCCAUCCCUCACUUCCAAAGGCGUGUGCACGGGGUAUGUCGGGUGUGCAUGGGCACACCCUAAUCCCCGCGGCACGCCAAUGGAUUGAGACCGGCAGGGGAGAUCUCUGGAUCUCCCUAGUCGGCUCAUGCAGAGCCGACGCUAUCCGAGCGGCGGCUCUGGUCUAAGCCUCCAUGGGCCGGUGGGGAGAUCAAAGUUCUACCUCACCGGUCCACAGCAGCAUGGAGGGAGGCAGCAGAGAACCCGGGUUAGAGUUCACUCUCCACUGAACCACCAGGAAAGGCAGCAGGACUGGGAUAUUAACUAAUCUGCCCCCACCUCCACCCAAACAUACAGCACACACACACACACAGCACCUGCACACACACACACACAGCACACACAGCACACAAACAGCACCCACACACAUACAUCACCCUCGCACACACAGCACCCACACACACCCAGUACACUAACAGCAUCCUCACAAACCCACAAAACCCACACACAAACAGCACACUCAGACACAUACAGCACACUAACAGGACCCGAACAAACACGCACACACAAACACCCUCUCUCACACACACACACACACACACACAGCACACAAACAGCACCCUCACACAGAGCACACUAACAGCACUCUCACAAACACACACAAAAACACCCUCACCCACAUAGCACACUACCAGCACCCUCACACAGCAGUGUGUAUAUAUAUAUAUAUAUAUAUAUAUAUAUACACACACACACAUACAUAUACAUAUACACAUGGCGUGUUUGUGCUUUAGGGUGCACACCCUAAUGCAAUAGGCUGCGCACGCCUAUGCUCACUCCCCUAAUCUCUAGGCUGCUGCCCCCCCAGCCUCACUCCCCUAAGCUCUAGGCUGCUGCCCCCCCCCCAUCACUCACUCUCCUAAUCUAUAGGCUGCUGCCCCCAAAUCUAGGCUGCUGCCCCCAAAAUUUAUAGGCUAUCUCAAACCCUCCCCCAUCCCUCACUCUAAUUUACAGGCUGCUGCCCAAAUUAUAGGCUGCUGCCCCCCCAAAUCUAUAGGCUGCUGCCCCCAAAUCUAUAGGCUGCUGCCCCCCCAAAUCUAUAGGCUAUCUCAAACCCUCCCCCAUCCCUCACUUACCUGAUCUGUAGGCUGUCUCUGGCUGCAUGUGUUGUUCCCCUGCGGUUUCAAUCAGCAGAGAGAUGCAGGGAUAAGAUGCAGCUUCCUAUCCCUGUCUCUCUCCAUACUGGUCGGCGCCGGUAUUGCAGUUCAUUUUCAAUCACACGAAAAAUAGCAGAACAAGCUGAAAAAUCCCCCCUGCGGACGCCCAUGGCUCCAGACACAUGAUGUAGUUAGUCACAUAGGAAUCCCUGGACUGCUCUCUUGACAUCCUCUUUAAAGGGAACCUGUCACUCCCUAAACUACUCAUACUCUUUGUAAGAGCGUUACAUUUUAGCUAUAUAUAUUGCGCUAGUAGUUUUGCUAGCAAAUGUAUAGAUUGAGAUAAAAACCUAUUUUAAAAUAGUUUUUUUUUCCUUACCUGCCAAUAAGUUCUGUGGCGUAGACUCUAUGUUGAAUCAUUAAUUGGCAGUUAGAGCAGAAGGGUCCUUCCACAGGUGGUCACUCUGCUCUUCACCCAUAGAAACCACAGCACAUGUGCUGUGCUUGCUACGGUAACUCCUUAGCUAUUAUUACCUAGUGCUCUUUGGGGAGUACAGGAACAGAAUGACUGACAUUGCUCCAUUCAGACAUCAGCAUGCUGGCAUCUAAGCCAGCAUGUCGGCAUCAAGGAGAAGGUUGAAGCUUCCCCAAGCAGGGCAAAUCAGUGAAGACUGUGGGAUCAGUACAAGCAGACCAGAGGUGGAUGUUACAGGAAUGUAAUACCUACCUCUGUAAGGAUUAUGGCAGGGGAGCGGAGGGUCAGUUAAGUGCCUGACAGGUUCCGUUUCAAUAAAUAUUUUAUCAUAUGAGACACAAUAUUGAUGGCAGAUACAUAGUAUGACCACCAUAUAUUACCAGGUUCCACAUUAAUUGUGUGAGGUGUGGUAGUUUGAUCUCUUCAGUUGAACGAUAUAAUGUAUUGGUAUGUAGCUUUUCAUAAACUGGAACUGUAAUAAUUUAUGACAUAAACAGAGGUAAUACUUUUAUUUCCUUUAAAAUAUUUUAACUAGGAUAAAUUUACUAAAUAAAAUUCACCUGAAUGUCUUCUGUAUUCAUAUGAAUAAUCUUAGAAUGAAGGUUUCGUAUCGGGGUCACUUUCUUCAUGACAUUUACCCAAAUUCCUACAUUGAUUCACCUGAAUAUCGAUCAACAGAGCUUCACCGUGGAGAAAAUUUUCAGGUAAUGCUGGAUACUCUUGCACAAUGUACAAGGAUUGAUUUUUUUUAAUGAAAACUUUGGCCUUUGUGAAGACCCAUGCAGACACUAACUAACCCAUGCAGACAGAGACACACACUCACCCAUGCAGACACACACUCUCACUGACCCAUGCAGAUGCUGACCCAUUCAGACACAGACACACACUCGCACUGACCCAUGCAGACACACACACAAUGACUUUGGUGGGCACAGGUGAUUGGCCCCUGGGCUGGAACGGCAGGCUGCUGCAUGCCUGGCAGGUCCCUUGCUGGGCUGGCUGUUGGCUGGCCAUGGCCCCAAGCUUGACUGAAGGGUGAAAAGGGCAGGGCAAAGUAGAGAAGUGUAGGGGAGGGUAGUUGCUAUUGGCUGAAGGCCUUCUGUGCUGGAAGUCCUCUUUUGACCCCCUCGGCCCCCCCUGCAUGCACGGAGGAUGUCGUGUGGGGGUUAUGACAGUGAUGAAUAGCCCCACCCUCUCUCCUCUGAUUGGAGCAGCAGCUCAACGGCCCACCAAGAAUGAGAACAAUCAGGUCGGUAUUCUCCUUCUCCCAGAGGCCUUAUGAGAAAUCUGGCACAGGGUUUGAAUAUGCCAUUUUAUAAUCAAACGCAAUUGUAUUUUUUUAAAAACUUUUUUAUAUUGAAGACACAAAUCCAAGAAAAUAGACAGCAUAUUUUAGACAGAGCCAACUGCUGAUGAGUUAAAGGGAUUCUCCAAGCAGUCUGUUGGCCUUCUUAAAGUUCUAUGCACUGGGAGCAGCUCCUGCAACUGGAUGGCAUGGAUUUGAAUGCAGCAAACAGUCUGUGUAUGCUCACUCUGUGGGAUGGUAAUGGUGUUUCAGUACCACAAUUUACCAAGAAAAUAAAGUAAAUGCAAGGGAAUUAUAAAUGUGCAGAGAUUUAUCACCGUAACCACUACAAUAUGCGUUUAAUAAGCUGUAGAGGUUAAAAUGCAUGGGGUAUCCCUUUAAAAUAAUGUAUUGCAAGCAUAUCCACAUGUAUCUGUUCCUAUUUACGUACUUCAUUUCAAACUAGAUCCGCAUGAAUAGAUCAUAUUGACUAAGUCUUGCAACUAGAAGUCAAUUAGAAAAACAUACCCAUAUUUUCAUAUACUGCUAGUGUUAAAGAUAGGAUGUAAUUUGAACCAAAUGAAGAAGAUGAAAAAAACAAAAACCUUUCAAUAUAUUCUGUCAGAAAAGAAACAAGGUCUCAUUUAAUUUGGAAGGGUGAUAUAGAGGAAGCAUAGUGCGAGGCAUCUGGCAGCAGUGAAACAGGGCUUGAGUUUGUAAGGAUUCCAGUUCCAGAACUCCCUUCUGACUGCGUCCCACCCACUGCCCGCUAACUAGGUAUUCUCUCAAAUAAUAAUUUAGCACACUGACUUUAUUGGCACCAUUAAAUGACCAUCUUCACUAUAUGAAAUGAACCCUAACUCCAUACCUAUCAUAGUUUCUAACAGCCCUGUUAUACAACACUGUGUAAAUCUGUUGUAGUUUGUAAGGAACCCUCUUUUUUUUUAUUUCUGGCCUUGGCUAGUGUUAUUGACGUUACGUUUCUCUGUGUUUACAUACUGAAAUACUCUGUGUUGAUGCUUGCAAUGUGUAUGCACUACUUGUGGUUACAGUUCGUUAACUUGGGCUAAUUACAUGGUGUGGCACUAGAUUCUAAACUCUAAACCUGAGAGGAAAAAAAAUAAAAAAAAUAAUGAUGCAACAAAUAUGCCUUGAUAUAAUUGUGUGUUUCAAUGUUUAUGGACUGUUCAGCUUCCUGGUAUUUGAUGUGUGAUAUCAGGACAUACAUGACAUAAGCAUGUUCAUGGGAUUGUGGGACAUGGUUUCCCAAUGCAACCACCAACGUACUUACAUAUUUGUUGUCCAGACCCAUAUACCCCUUCCAGCAUUGCUGCCAGUAUACUCCUGAGUACUGCUCCACCUAAUGGUCAAAUGUGUUAGUGACGGAAUGUUGUCUAAGAUGUCAUGAGAUGAGGAUCUAUGUUGAGGGUAAAACAGGAACUCAGCAGUCUGAGGGUUUAUUGGUACUUAUAUGCAACUUUUCCCACAAGGUUACCACCCAUGUGGUCUUGGGAACAACCAAUCAAAACAUUACAAUACAGUUUAACACUCCUAUUCAUUCCAGCAAAAUUCUCCUCUCGCCUGUGAUAGAAUUACUGUACACAAUGGGCUAAUGUAAUUAUCACAGGCAGGAAAAUACAGUUGUUAUACAAUUCUUAUAACUUUAAAAGUAUACAUGCAAUAUUAAUAAAAGUUACAUAUUCUAAAUCAGCAUACUCUAAAUGCAAACAUACUCAAAAAAUCUGACAAUUCAGUGGUUUAAAAGUUAGGUGGAAGUCCUUUUUGACCGACUGCAAGCAUGGCUUUCCUGCCCAAAACUGUUCCACGGAUUCAGGCUGUGCAGCCGGUCGAUCUUCUCCUCCAGUCGAUCUAUCCUGGAGAUAAUUGGCUUAAGUAACUGUAGUAAACUCAAUUAUCUCCAGGCACAGAAAAUAUCACUAAGUCACAACUGCAACAAAACACAUUAAAAUACAUAACUAAUAUUCUAAAGAACUGAACCUCCACAUUUGACCUAUCCCCAGAUAGCUUGGAUCUGAGCGCUCACUAUAGCCUGGUUCAAUUUCAUUUAAUAUACUUCUUCAGCCUUUUCAGACUGCAGACUAAUUAUUGCUCUGUAAAACAAUAAGAUGAAGUGAAAACAAAAACAUAGCACAUGUGUAUAUAUAUAUAACAAAAAUUUUAAAAAAAGUAAAUAGCCAACCCAAAGUUGACUUUUUUAUAACAUAAAAGUAUAUAAGCCCAAAUGCGGUUUUUGUUUUAAAUAUUUUUAUUGUAUUCAUAACAUGGAUGCAUGUAUCAAACUGUUUUGUCAAAUAACGAAGCAAGUGAUUGCCCGCGCAGGGGCUUAAGCAUCAAUUUAUAACGGUGGAAACAUUCGGUUGCCUGCGCAGAGGGCCGUUUAGCGUGACAUUGUUGUUCACCUUUCUUUGCUAUGUGCCAUAUAUUCUUAUCCGUGGCAUCUAGUUGUUAGAUUCCUAGCAUAGUACAUUGCAAACGUAGUGUUAAAGUGGCGGGUCCGUGCCUGCGUGGAGGCCCGGUUAUAUUUGCAUGAACAGGUUCACAGGUUGUGGCCUUCGCAGAGGCUUUGUGUACCCACCAGAUGUUGUAUAGCGUUUAAUACAGUAACAUUUUUAGGCAUUUACCCUCUAGGCGUCUGUAUGUCGUUUUAGAGUAAGCAUAUAGAGUAGGGGGAACAGACUAUGUGUCAGCUCUAAUAACAGUGCGGUGUACAGGCAACCUCACUAACUUAUUACAUCCUAAACAUUGUGGUUGUAGUCAACAUUUUGUAUCUAGCUGGCGUCUUGUUGCCUUUGCGAGACCCGGUUGAGUGUUGCGUAACUGCAUUUAAAUAGUCGCUGUAUCGGUGUAUAUCUUGGGGAGAAGCGUAGUGGUUAGGUAUUGUCCGUGAGCGACACGGUAGUGCUUGAACAGGUCUGUAACGACCCUUAGGGUGUUUCUCUGUAUGUGUUUGCCUAUACCUAUAUUAGUGUAGGAUGUAGUCCCUCACUAUGUUGCAUGGAGCAAUGUAUCUUUUUGGGGUGGUCAGUUACUGUAGCCGCUGUAGUUAGUGUCGGCCCUUUGGCGUUGUUCACGUGAGUUGGGUCAUUCGUUGCGUCUCCUCCGUUGUGUGCAUGUCGCAUGUGUGAUGUGUGUUGCUUGGGUUACGUUCAGUGUUGUGUCGGCUAUGUCUUCCCCUCCUCUCCGGCUUAAAUGUCCAUCGACUUGUGUCUAUGUCGCGAGGUUAACAACUCUGUCAUGUCCUAACGUCAGAGUAUGAGUUCUCUGCUGUCGUAUUUGACGUCUCGUAUAUGUCCUGCAGUGGUGUCCGAUGAUGUGGAGCGGUCUGUUGGCGUGGUCUGCGUGUAUGUGAUUCGUGGUCUCUCGUGUCUGUGUCGUGCAUGUAUGAUCGUGUGUUACUUCGAGUGGUGUGUCUGACACCUUUGGCCCUCUGUCUUCGUGACUCCAUUGUCUGGUCUGUCAUCUGAUUUUGUAGUCAUUCUAUGUCUUGUUCGUCCAGAGGUAGGGUGCGGCAAGGUGGUGGGUCUAGUGUGCGGCGUGUUAUCUGUCAUCUGUUCAUGCGAGGGCUGUAUACCUAGCCAUCCCUCGAGCGGUUGCGGCCUGGCCGGUGGUUAUGUGUGUGGCACGUGUAUGCCGUCAUGUCUGCGAGCGUCGUGGCUGUCUUAGUCAGCAGUGGCAGUCGCUGUGGCGUCUGUGUGUGGGAUCGGGUCGGGUGGGCCAUGUGUCCUGUGUCCCGCCCCCUGUCCCCCGCCCGGCCCGUUGUGCCCCGUCGUCAUCUUUUCGCCUCCUGUGUCUCCCUGGGUCCCUUCCUCCUGCCACUAGUUACGGUGUGGUUAAAUGGUGCCGGAAGGAAUCUGACGAGAUCAGUCUCAUCCAGUGGAACCAGCGUUUGGUAUAUCGGUCCCUGAGGUUCGGGGUUUCUGCUUUCAAGUCCUCGAAUGAUCUCGUGGCUUCCACCUCCUCUAUCCACCUCUUUAUGGGAGGUGUGCUGGUCUGUUUCCAGAAGAUGGGGAUGGUCACCUUAGCUGCAUUCAGAAGUCGAGGGAUAGCCGAUCUCUUGUAUGUUUGUGUCGCCAUGGUGGUGUGGUGUAGGAGGAAGGCGGCUGGGGACUGUGGCAGGAGCUCCUCCGUGACCUCAUGUAUGAUUGUCCUAAUUCUGUCCCAGAACGGUCUGAUGCGAGUGCACGUCCACCAUAUAUGUAUAAACGUACCAGCUUCCUCCCCGCAUCUCCAGCAUGUGUCUUCGAGUUCCUGGUUUCUGGCGUGUAGCGCCGUCGGCGUCAGAUACCAUCUAGUAAAGAUCUUGUACGAGUUUUCUUGGGAGCGUGCCGAGCUCGGUGUCUUUUGUAUUAGGAUAAUGCUCUUGUCCCAGUCCGCGUCUGUCAUAGGUUCCUCAAGGUCCUCCUCCCAUUUUCUGAUGCACGGGGGUGCUAGUAGAUAUCUGCUCGUGAUUAAGAUAGUGUAGAUUUGUGAGAUGGCACGAGGAGGUUCCCUGUCCUGCGUGCAUAGAAGUUCAAAUUGCGUUAAGUCUCUCAGUAGGGAAGGUUUUUGCGGGAUGGAUCUAGCAUAUUGAGUAAUUUGCGUUCUUGCUAGGGCGUGGGCAAAUGUGUGCGGCCUGUCUGGGUAUAGUUCUUCCAGUGGCCGGAUAUCAAAUGGUUGGUGGAGAACGUCUUUUAUGCGGGGUAUCGUAUUGCGUCUUGCUGGGCCCAGCGUUGGGCCGUAGUCUCCAGCCGGAAAAUCUGGGUUACCCUUCAGGGGUAGGAGCGGGCCUGGGUCCGUGUUGAGGUAUCGUUUCGUGCCUUGCCCAUGCCACACUUGCAUGGUCGCCGCCACGAAUGGGUUGGUGAUGCGUUUGCUCCUAUAUGCUGCCUUGGUGAUCCACGGUAGGGUUCUGAGGUCGCAGUUGGUUAUGCCAGCUUCUAGUUGUGGCCACUGCUUGGUGCCGCUGGCUAUCGACCAGCUGAUGACCCUGGUGAUGUGUGCUGCGUGGUAGUACUUUUCGAAGUCUGGGAGUGCUAAGCCCCCCCGGAGCUUGGGUAAGAUCAGUUGGGUGUGCGCUAUGCGUGGGGAUUUGCCCUUCCAAAUAAAGGUGCGGACCUCCGUCUUAAGUGUCGAGAAGAAUGUUCGUGGGACUUUUAUCGGCACCGUUUGAAAUAUGAAGAGUAGUUUCGGCAGUAGCGUCAUCUUCACCGCGUUCACUCUGCCCAGCCAGGAGAUGUAGUAGGAGCCCCAUCGUUGUAGUUCCUCCGUUGCCUUUCUCAAUAUCGGGAGGUAGUUGUGGGUGUAGAGGUCUACCGGAUUGGGCGUAAGCCAUAUUCCCAGAUAUUUCAUGCGUUGGUCACGCCAGCGGUAGGAGUGUUGUUCCUGAAUCACGCGUUUGAUGGUUUGGCUGGUAGUUAUGUUUAGUAUCUCCGAUUUUGUGUAGUUAAUUCGGAGGUUCGAGAUGUUGCCAUACACGUCGAAUUCCGUCUGGAUCGCUCGAAGGGACGUCUCCGGGUCCGUAACCACGAACAACAUGUCAUCCGCGUACGCCAGCGUUUUGUGGUGCACGUUUCUGACUGUCAGUCCCCGGAUGUCUGCGUUGUGUCUGAUCUUGUUGAGGAAGGGCUCCAGUGUCAGUGCAAAGAGUAUGGGCGAGAGCGGGCAUCCCUGCCUGGUGCCGUUGUAGAUCUGAAACGGGUCUGUCAGUGCGCCAUUUAUCCGGAUGCGCGCCGUUGGGUUGGUGUAGAGUGUCUGCACCCAUGUCAUAUAAUUGGGCCCGAUGCCGAGGGAGCGGAGAGUUUCGAACAUCAGGUCCCAGUCCACCCUAUCGAACGCUUUUUCAGCAUCAGUAGACAGGAGUAGGGCUGGGAUCUUCUGCGCUUUCGCGUGUGCUAUGAGGUUCAGGGCUCUGAUAGUGUUGUCCCGUACCUCCCUGCCAGGUAUGAAACCUGUUUGGUCCGGGUGGAUUACGGCCGGUAGUAACAGUGCCAGGCGUGCCGCCAGUACACUCGCCAGUAAUUUGAGGUCCGUAUUCAGUACAGAGAUCGGGCGAUAGCUUGGGCAUAGUGUCCGGUCCUUAUCUUCCUUCGGAAGGAGGGUAAUGUUCGCCGAGGUGAAUUGGGCCGUUGGUGUGGCCCCGUCCUGGGCCGAGUUCAGUGCCGCCAAGAGUUUCGGUAUUAGGUCCCCUGCAAAGGUUUUAUAAUAUUGGAGGGGUAGGCCAUCUGGUCCUGGUGCUCUGCCCGUUUUUGCUUUUUUGAUGGCUUGCGCUAGCUCCUCUGGGGUUAUGGGGGCUUCUAGUGCUUCCUGGUCUACUUCCCCUAUUCCCGGUAUAUCAGCUGCAUCCAGGUAUCUGCGAAUGUCCUCUAGUUUUUGGGUUCUUGGCAUCUCCGGAGCGGUGUGUCGGAGGCCGUAUAAGUUUUGGUAGUACGCAUGGAAUGCUGCCGAAAUCUGUUCCGGUAAGUGUCUGAGUUGUUGUUGUGCGUCCUUGAUUUUCGGGAUAUAUAGAUGGUUCCUGCGUUGCUUCAGGAGAUUCGCUAACAGUCUCCCGCAUUUGUCCCCGUGUUCAUGGAUCACAUGUUUAUAAUGUUGGUAUGAGCGUUGGAUUGCGCGGUUCAGGUGUGUGGUAAGUUGGUUCCGUUUGGACAGUAGGUCCUCGUAUAACCGUUUUGUGCGCUUCCCAGCACGUCAGUGGGGUAACAUCCCCCGUUUCGUUGUCUUCAAAGUACACCUGGAUGCGUUGAUGGAUCUGGUCUACAACCGCGAUGUCUGAUAGGAGUGAUUCGUUCAGUCGCCAUGACAUUUGUCUGGGUUUAUGUAGUGGUGAUUUCAGUCGUAUGCGGAUUGGGCUGUGGUCCGACCAUGUCAUAGGUAAGAUUUCCGCGGUGGUGAGCAGGGUUAGGGUGUGGUGGGGUACCAGGAAGUAGUCCAGUCUUGUAUAGGUCGAGUGGGUCGUAGAGUAGAACGUAUAGUCCCGGGUGGAGGGGUGUAAUGCCCGCCAGCAGUCUGCGAGCUGGUGGAGGUGUAGGAGGCGGAGGGUGUUGGCAUGCCUGUUGUGUGGUGUGUUCCCAUGCGGGGAUGUUGAGUCCUGGUCUGGAUGGAUCGCUAGAUUGAGAUCUCCGCCUAUGACCAAGGUGCCCUCUGCGAAUUUCAUCAGAGUGUUCAAUGUAUCGCGUAGGAAGUGAUAUUGUUUAGUGUUCGGAGCGUACACAUUAGCGAACGUAUACGUUUGGUCUAGGAUUGUGCCUUUUGUGAAAAGGUAUCUGCCGUGCUUGCAUCUUACGGAGGCUCGCUCCAUGUACGGGACUCGUCGUGAAAAGAGGAUGCAUACUCCCUGCGAGCGUCAAAUGCGGUUUUUGUAUUCAAGCCCAUUUUAGCAUAUGCCUUAUUGACACAGUCCUGUUUUAUAAACCUUCCACACUAGUUACAAUGGAUAUUUUUUAUAUUGUUCCAGCUGACAUGAAAGUAAAUCAGCUAUGAAAUGUAAUAAUCAAAAAAAGAAUCACAUGCAUUGCAUAAAAAUUAAUCUUAUUUGCUUCCUGCAUAAAUGAGGCUCUUGCUGUAUAAGCUAUGACAGCAACAAAUAAUUGCACACUAUCUUCUAAAUGAAUUUAAUACAGUUACUUACAGCAGCUCAGAACAUAAUGAUUUUAUUAAUGAAGAAAUCAGAUAAAUGCUGGGAGGCAGACGGUGUAGAGGAACUUUCUUAACAAAUGUACCCAAUAAAUACACUAAUAUUUUGAGUGGAAGCAAUGAUCCAGAAAACAUAUUUCAACAAUUGAUAAGUCGUCAUUAAAUAGAAUUUCAACAAUUCCCAUUAACUAUAUGUCAGGUGCUGAAAAGGUAAAUAAUUUAAAGUUUAGUUUUAAGUAAAUGCUUAAAGGGACGCUUCUGAAAUCAAAGUUUCAGCUGGCCCUCUGAUUAUGGUAAAAAAAAAACAUUCAUUUGGAGAGAUAUGGCAUUAUGGCAACUAAAAAGAAUAAUAGUAAUAAGUAUCUCCACCACCUUAAUUUCCCCUUUCAAACAGCAAGGGAAAGAUAUGGUGCUUCCAUAAUAUCCAUAAUAUUUACAGUAAAUAUACAAAUGUUUGCCGAGGUAUGUUGUAACCUAUGUCAUCUGGUAAGGAUUAAUAAUCCUAUUGCCAUUGUUUGAUAAAGCAGGUCUAUAAUACUUUCGAAAAAUAUAUGGAACAUGAAAUGGGAAGUAGAAGUACUAUAACUACUCCAUGCUUAGUUAUUAUGGUGGUAGUAGGCUGCAAGCAGGCACCCACGGCUUGCAAGUCCUAUAACCUCUACAACAGUAUGUAAUGAUUAUGGUGCUUAGACUGCCCCAUUCAUAUCUCAUUGGUAAUUGAUAAAUUCUUAGAAACAUUCAGGGCCAGAUAAAGCCUAGUGGGACUGGUGCUGACAAUUAUGAGGGUCUUAUCGACCAAAACCACUAAAACAGUCAUACAUAUCAAGCGUUAUAUAUCUGGUGGAGAUGUUGCCGGAGGGAAACUCAUAGCAUGCAGCUAUAAGAAAACUCAGUUUCCCUUAACUAAUUUAAUUUCAGUUAGUCCACACAAGUUUUGUUUCCAUAUAUCCCUCUUAAGUUUCCAUACUUAAGCAAGAGUAUGUGAAGAGUAGUUAGGGUUGCCACCUUUCUUGGGAAAAAAAAUACAGGCCUUACGAAUUUGUAUAACUAAUUAUGUAUGCGUUACAUCACAUGAUGUAAAUCACAAGGACUGACAUAAGUGAAAAUUCUGUAAACUCACCCAAAACAUGCUUACAGUUUGAUUCUGCUGUAUAGAUGGAUUGCUCCCAGUGUCUUCCUGUCUCCCAAUGUCCCCAUGUCGGUGUCCCCUAGUGUCUGUGUCCUCUAGUGUCCGUGUCCCCUAAUGUCUGUGUCCCCAUGCCACAUGGGGAGACUGAGACACUUGGGGACACUGGGAGACUUGGGGACACUGAGACUAUGUAUUACAGUGUUCCUAUGUAUGAGUGUCUCAGUGCCCCAUGUCUCCCAGUGUCCCCAUGUCUCUGUGACCACAUGUUGCCCAGUGUCCCCUAGUGUCUGUGUUUCCAUGUCUCCCAGUGUCCCCAUGUCACUAGAGGACACAAUGGGAACACUGGGAGACAUGGGGACACAGACACUUGGAGACAUGGGGACACUGAGACACUAGGGACACUGGGAGACAUGGGCACAUAGACACUAGGGACACUGGGAGACAUGGACAAACUGAGACAGUAGGGACACAGACACUAGGAGACAUGGGGACACUGGCUAGGAGACAUGGGCACACUGAGACACUUUGAAACAUUGUGUCCCUAGUGUCCCCAUGUCACCCAGUGUUCCCAAGUGUCUCAAUGUCCCCAAGUGUCUCAAUGUCCCCAUAUGUGUCUGUUUCCCCAUGUCUCAGUGUCCCAAAGUGUCCCCUAUGUGUCAGUGUCCAGAAGUGUCUGUGUCCCCAUGUCUCCCAGCGUCCCCUAGUGUCUCAGUGUCCCCAUGUCUGAGUGUCCCCAUGUCUCAGUGUCACCUAGUGUCUCAUUGUCCCCUAGUAUCUCAAUGUCUCCAAGUGUCUUAGCGUCCCCCAAGGGCUCCCUGUGUCCCCAUGUCUCAUAGUGUCUCAGCGAUUUCUAAACACAUUUAUUGCAAUUUAAAGACACAUUGCGGGGAGUACUAUUACGGUGGAGCUCUGUUACACACACACACACCAGCAAUAUGGAGAUCCUAGAAAGAGUGACAUUAGGAUGGAAAUGUUGGACAGAGGGACUUAGGCCCAAAGUACGGACUGUUGAACUGUCCCUCCUACAUAAGGACAUUUGGCAGGUAUGUCCAUAAACACUCGCAUGAUAAGCAUCUUCUAAUGGCCAUGAUUCCCUUUGACAUUCUGAGGAGGAAAGUAGCCAGAAAUCCGCAUACAUAGUUGCUGAAAACAAUACUGCAUCGGCUGUUGCAGCUGGCAACCAUGCUGCUAGAACAGUGCUAUACAAGCACCAGCACUUCAUUGAAGGUAGAGGAAGUGUGAUGAAAUACCAUGGGUCUGCCAUUCCAGGGUCAGUCUCUUGACCAACCACAGUCACUGUAAACUUGACAUUAUCCAACUUAGGCCUCAAUUUAAUAUUGUUGAAUAAGCUUUCCAAGUGAUUUGUUUACAAAAACACCCACAGACUUUAAUGGGGAGUUCUGUGUAAAUCAUCAGUUGCAAAAUUCGGAUUAAAUAAUUCCGUUGGAAAGUUCUUCUAACAGUAUUGAUCAGUUAGAAAGCUUAUUAAAUCGAGGCCUUAGGUGUUGAUUUAAAAUCGAUCGAUAAACUUUCCAAAUGAUUUAAUAUUUGUGGAUAAACUUUUAAAAUAUCAAAAAAUAUAUCAUAUACAUAAAAAGUAUAACACUAUAUAAAACUAUUUCGAAACAUUACAAAUGUUUAAUAUUUUUCAUAAUAUCAAAUCAUUUUAAAAGUUUAUCCAAAAAUAAUAAAUCGAGUCCUUAGCAUGGAACCAACUAUACGUUAUCACUUUCCAUCUUCUUCAUGAUGAUAAUGUAUUGAUUAAAGUCAUGGGUCAUGUACAAAUUCUCUCUUUAAAAAAAUCAUGGUUUCUUUGCAGCUGAAAAUAAGAAAGUUUAAGAAUUUGUUUUAAAAUAUGGCUUCUGACAUGGGUAAACCUUACUUUAAAUAAUGUAGUUUAUGUUUAUUUCCUAGGUCACGAUUACUGCAGACGAUACCUGUGUGUUUUUAUGCUGGUCUCGGGAAAGGUUAACAUACUUUUUGGAGUCAGAGCCAUUUCUUUAUGAAAUAUUUAAAUAUUUGAUUGGGAAAGAUAUUACAAACAAAUUGUAUUCAUUGAAUGAUCCUACAUUAAGUGACAAGGUAAGACAUUUAGAACUUUUUAUGUAAUAUUAUUUUGAUUCAUGUACUAAAAUAUAUAUUGCAUAAUAACUUUAUUUCAUUAGUAUAUGUUUUAACCCCUUAAGGACCAAACUUCUGGAUUAAAAGGGAAUCAUGACAUGUCACACGUCAUGUGUCUUAAGGGGUUAAAGGCAAGCAAUGCAAGAUUCUGCAGAACCAGCAGGUGCAAUUAAUCCACACACCAAAAAAAAGCCCAUCUCAAUCAGCAGUUUCGGUAAUGAAAACACCAUAUCAGCAGCAGAUAAGGAUAUAUAAGUAAAAAGUCAACUUUAGACUCCUUAAUGAUACAAAAGUGUUAAAAUCGCUUAAUAUCCCAUAAAUCAAAAAUGUAUUAAAGUUCCUAUAACAGAUCCUGAAAACAUAAUUUUUUUUUUUUUUAUUAUCCAUAAUUUAUUUGAUUUAUUGUUUCUAUUUCGUGAUUCAUUGUAUUUUUAAACUUAUGAUUGAAAUACUAUUACAUGGCGACAUUAUAAAUAGAAUGCUGAGCCACAAAGCACACACAGUAUAAGAAUGUUGGGCCCACUGCGUUGUGAUGCUUGCAAUAAACUCAUUCAUGGACAAUUAAAUAUAGUCAACAAAGCAACUUUAGUUUAACCCCUUCAGGACAGAGUCAAUAGUACACGUUCUGAUCAAAACAAAACGUAAACAAAAACUGGAAUUUGCGCUAUAUGUCUGUUCAACCGUAAUUCACCUCUUUCGUAUUAAAUGCACCGACACAUAUUAUAUAUCAUUUUAUUCAGGGGAAACAGGGCUUUCAUUUCAUAUCAAAUAUUUAUAUAUGAAACAUAAUUUAUUAUGAAUAAAAUUAAAAAAACUGUGAGAAAUUUAAAUUUUUUUAAAAAAAAAAAAAUUGUAGUUCAGCCUCACAUUUUAUCUGUAAAUGUCAUAAUGCUGUUAGGUCUUACUGCACAAAAAUGCACAUAUUUGUAAUCAGCAAUGUCUUACGAGUACAACAGUAACCCCCAUUAACAGGUUUUAUGGUGUUUUGGAAAGUUACAGGGUCAAAUAUAGAACGUUCCAUUUUCACAUUGAAAUUUGCCAGAUUAGUAAUGUUACCUUUGAGACGGUGUGGUAGCCCAGGAAUGAGAAUUACCCCCAUAAUGGCAUACCAUUUGAAAAAGUAGACAACCCAAGGUAUUGAAAGUGGGGUAUGUUUAGUCUUUUUAGUAGCCACUUAGUCACAAACACUGGCCAAAGUUAGCGUUCAUAUUUGUUUUUGUGUGAAAAAAGCAAAAACUAAUAUUUGGCCAGUGUUUGUGACUAAGUGGCUACUAAGAAAGACUGGACAUACCCCACUUGCAAUACCUUGGGUUGUCUACUUUUGCAAAUGGUAUGCCAUCAUGGGGGUAAUUCUCAUUCCUGGGUUACCAUACGCUCUCAAAGGCAACAUAACCAAUCUGGCAAAUUUCAAUGUAAAAAAAAUGAAAUGCAAUCCUUAUAUGUGACUCUCUAACUUCCCAAAACACCAUAAAACCUGACAUUGGGGGUACUGUUAUUCUCGGGAGACUUCACUAAACACAAAUAUUUGUGUUUUAAAACAGUAAAACAUAUUACAACAAUAAUAGUCCAUAAAAGUGCAGUUCGUUUGUAAAAAAUGCAAAAAACUUCACUUUUACUUAAAAUAUCAUCGUUGUAAUACAAUUUACCAGUUUGAAACACUAAUAUUUGAGUUCAGCGAAGUCUCCUGAGUAAAACAGUACCCCCUAUGUACAGGUUUUAUGGUGUCUUGGAGAGUUACAGGGUACACUAUGGUGCUUGCGAAUUAAAUUCUCUGCACUUUCUCCCUGUGUUGUCAGGCAUGUCAAACAAAUUUUUAUUAAUCAAAUCACAUAAUUAUGUUAAAAGAUUACUUAAAUAUACACGUAGUAAUUUAAUAUAUAUGCAUUUAUAGGUAUUUAAAUUCUACGUGUAUACUAAUGUAAUCUUUUAUGUAAUUAUAUGUAUUUAUCUAUAUAUAUAUAUUUGUGGUUAUUUGUAUUUUAAAUAUAGAUAUCUAUAUAUAGAAUGUCAUUCUAAGUGUAUUUUGUUACCAAUAUAUAUAUAUAUAUUAAUAACAAAAUACAGUUAGAAUGAAAUUACAUAUGAAUAUAUAAUUUAUAUUAAAUUUUGUUUCAAUAUUUAAUUUAUUUAUUUUAUUAUUUAAUUUCUUUAUUAUUGUAAUUAUACGUAUAUAUAUAUAUAAUAUAUGUGUAUAUAUCUAUUAUAUAUAUAAUAUAUAUACAUAUUAUAUAUAUGUAAUGUCAUUCUAAGUGUAUUUUAAUAUUAAUAUAUAUACUAAUAUUAGUAUUAAAAUACACUUUGUAUGACGUUACAUAUAUAUAAUAUAAAAAUACUUUAAAUUUAUUUUCUAACCUGCUUAAUUUUUAUUUUUUUUACACUACCUACCAGCAGGGGGACUGUCUGAUAUUUCAGACAGCCCCCCUGCUGGCAGAUCCACAGCCAGCUAUAGGGGGCCAUGUGAUCGCUCUUUGAGAGCGAUCACAUGGCCCCCAGGGGCCUCACUUGCCGGAGGAGGGCUGCCUGGGCUGUCAGGCAGCCCUCCAGAAGAGGAUCGUGGCGGAGGUGAGUACCGCCGAGGUCCUGGGGGCUUAAGCCGUUACGGCGUUCUAUGCCGCCGCAACGGCUUUAAAGCCCUUUAAAGCCGCAACGGCAUAGAACGCCGUAACGGCGUUAAGGGGUUAAUGUAGUUGUUGUGUAUAGAUCAUGCCCCUGCAGUCUCACUUCUCAAUUCUCAAUUCAUUUUGGAGUCAAAUCAUUUUGUUUAUGCACUCCUAGUCACACCUCCCCUUUUGUGACGUAUACAGCCUUCCUAAACAUUUCCUGCAAAGUGAGAUCUAAUGUUUACACUUUCUUUAUUACAAAAUCUGUUUAAUUUAGAAUUUCCUAUUUUCUGUACUGUUAAUACCUUGCUAAAUCUUCCAGGAGCACUCUGCCUGUGAUAAAAGUUCAAUUUACAGAGCAGGAUAUAAAAAUCUCUAAAGGAAGUUAACAUCUAAUUGAAGAUUAAAAAUAAAAAUUACAAUUCUGUCUGUGUGAGUAGCAGACGGUGGAGGUGUGGCUAGGGCUGCAUAAACAGAAACACAGUGAUUUAACUCUUACAUGGCAGCAAAUUCAGCAGUGAAACUUUACAGGCAUGAUAUAUACACUAAACAGCUUCAUUAAGCUAAAGUUGUUUUGAUGACUAUAGUGUCCCUUUAAAGAUCUGUAUGGCAGAUUAUGAAUCCCAUUUUAUAAGGGAGAAAGGCAGGGUUUUAGAUGUAGCUAGGUAAAAUUACAAGUGAUGGAUCCCUGAAUUAUUGUUCAUCAUUUCAUCAUUAUUGGCUAAUGUAUGCCUUAGUUUCAAAGCAGUUGUAUAGCCUUCCCAUCAUUUGACAGCCACACACUUAAUAUUUUUUACUACACUCUUUUCUAUAAGAUAAAGCGGUGUUUAAAAAUCAAUCAGACAUUUAUAAUUUUAUACUUUUAAUGUUAUGUUGUUUUAAAAGUAAGGAGCACCCAUUUGUAGCACUAAUUGCAUAUUAAUUACACCAUUUUGUAUUUAUGUGAAUUUUAUCACAGAUCAUUUAUUAAUAUAAUGUACAUCUCAACACCAUUUAAAAUUGAUAUCCAUGUAUUGGCAGACAGUCGCAGGCUACCCAUUUCCAUCUAUUAAACUAAGAAAGACGAGCCCUGUACAGUGGUUUCUGGCCAUUUCAAUUCCAUAUACCAACUCCAAGGGUUCAAUAAAAAAAAUACAAAAUACAAAAAAAUCUUAUUAGGUUUCUGUGGGUCAGUUGUACAAUGUUUGAGCUAAUCAGUAAUAGUUAACUAUGGGGAGCGGGAGAAACGAUGCUGAUAGCAACUAUAAUGCUUACUAUUUCUUAAAGAAACACUUUUGUGUUAGGAAUACAAAUGUGUAUAUCCCGAAGGUUCUAAUGCCUUAGUCACCGUUUAGAUGGAUGAGCCCCAACUCCUAGGGCUUGAAAGGUGAUUGUUACUUACAUUUUCUCCCUUGCAGCGCUGGUCUCCCUGGAAUUCCACCUCACCUUUUUGUUGAGAUCAUCGAAAUCAAAGAUCUCAGCCAAUCCAAUGCUUUCUCAUUGGAAGUCAUUUGGAGGCUAGUGGAUGUAUGUGGCAAAACGCUGUCCAGUCAGAUGGUCUCUAUGAAACCAUCUGAAAUAUAUAGUGGAGUUUUAUUCCAUUAUAUUGCAAAUGCUCCUAAGAUUCUGACAGCUAGGCCUGCUAUAAAAACAUUGCCUUACUAUAGGACAGCAGUGGUUUUUCUGGUGCAGGGUUAAAAAUGGAUGGGGCGCACAUGACACCCAGAUCACUUUAUUGAGAUGAAGUGGUUUGGGUGCCCAUAGAGUCUCUUUAACUGGUGGUCUAAGUGACUAACUAAAAACACAUGUGAUUGAAAAUACCUAUUUACCAAAUUACACUUUCAGUAAACACUAAAAUGUAAAUAAAUGAGAAGAAAAAUACCUCUGAAUAUUUGGAUCAACAGCAAAAACCGAUGUGAGAAUGGAUAAAUCUGGCAUUAGAUUCUCCUAACUCUCUCAACAUCAUAGGAGAUGUUGAUUGGUGGUCCCAAGCAGUACCUGUACUCUCAUUCACUUGCAUUGGGAAGUUGAAUAUGAGAGAAUAUGAGCAGUUUACAAUGACAUAUGUCGACAUGCUCAACAAUUUCUACUGUUUGGCUGUAGCCAACCUGGUUUUCCAUUCACAGAGUCUUAUAGCACUUGCAGCUUGUGUUUACAAUUGCAGGUGACUGGGGCAUUGUACAUUGUACAUAGGAAAGUGAUGCCUCAAUCCCCUCAUUGUAGGCAUCUUGGGACCUCACACAGUUCUCCCAGCAUAUCUUCCAGUUGUCAAAACACUCUAAAAAUCCUUUGUUAGAAUGGCCAUCAGCUGCCUCUCGUAUUUACAUUUCCACUUAGGGGUGUACUCACUUUUGUUGUCAAUGGUUUAGACAUUAAUGGCUGUGUCUCAAGCUAUUUUGAGGGGACAGUAAAUUGACACUACUGUACAUUGCAGCAGAGUGUCAUUUCUUCUGUGUUGUCACAUGAAAAUAUAUAAUAAAAUAUUGAGAGGUGUACUCACUUUUGUGAGAUACUGUAUAUGUCUGCCACCAGGGUGUUAAAUACAUGUGAUAUUUUCAUAUACAUAUGGUAUGAAACUAUAUAUGUAUUUACUAUUUUGUUAUUCUUUAAAGGUAGCCAAAAAGAUAGAUCGUCAAGCUAGUCUCUGCUCCCAGCUCUCAGUAAUGCAGAUGAGAAACAGCUUAGCAAGCACAAGCGAUGGUGAAGAUGGCCUACAUAACUUUUUACGAGGAACAUCCACUGCUUCUUCUCUACGUAAGUAUGACAGCAAUAAAAUAAUUAGUAUUUAAUAUUUUAAAUUGAAUGUAAACCUGAAUCACACAUUUUGCAAAGACUCGAAGGCUCUUAUUAUGCUGCACUAUUUGUUUAGUAUACUUGCCUUUAUAAAUGUGUGUAACACCUUGCACCUUUUUGUUCAUAUCCCUUUAUCGGGGAUGUUUUUAUGUGUAACUAAUAUGGCAAGCUAACUAAAAAUCUAGCUUCAUUUAGUCCGUAAAUCAAAUAGAAGAAUAUGUGGCUGGGCUGAACACAAAAACGAAAAAAUACAAAGGAACAACAGAUAUAUAGGUUAUAAGAAAACAUUUGUAGUAGUGAGUAGUUUCUGUGUAUUGAACAAUGUACCUACCUGUCUAUUAUCCAUGUAGAUCAAUCAAUCAAUCUGUCAAUUAUUUCUCUGUACAAUGAUUAAUUACUGCAUGUCACCUGUCUGUUUAUCUAUCUAAAGUGUUUUUUAUUUGUUUGUUUGUUUGUUUGUUUGUUUGUUUUGUUUUUGCACAAAAACAGAGCCAUGGCAGUGGUCAAUUUAAAUAAUCGUCGUUCUUGCUUUGCUGUUUCUACACUUUUUUUUUUUCUUUUUGUAAUAUUUUCAGUAGGGCUAAUGUUUGAAGACAAAUAUGCAUUCUAGAACAGCAUUGUGAUACAGAACAUAAUAGGGUUUUUGCUACUACGAAAUGUCAUUUUAAAUUGCAUUACUCAAUGCAUUACUUAAAAUAUAAAAGUCCUGUUCACGUAUAUCAUGGAAACAUCUUUUAAAGUAUACAUAAAUCACAGAGAGAGGAGUUGAAGUUUUACUGCUUCAUAAUUUUUAGGAAUUAAAGUUUUACUGCUCAGUGCAGUCGCAGGUUGGUUUCAAAUACCACAUAUCACUUUCCUAAAAAUAACAUUCUUUAUGAUUUAUUGAGAAGCCAGAGUGUGAUUCACUGUGAUUAAUUAACAUUGCUGGCUCUUAUGUGACUCGAAACUGAACCUUAUUUCAGGGAUUCAAAAAAAUUGAAAUUAAAGUUUAUUUCAAACUGGUGCUUUUAUUAUAAUCAAUAAAUACUCACCAAAGUGAGUAUGGGCUGUUGAGUCAGAAAGCCAUCCAAUCGCAAUGCAGGUGGAAAUUGUCCAAAAUCAAUGGUAUUUAAAUCAAAUGCUCUUUAACAUUGCGCUGAAAUAGUUAGGAUUCAGAUUUUUCAGAUUAAUAUUUUGUAUUUAUUUAUUAUUGUUUGUGGCUGGAUUGUGUAGUUGUGUCUUAGAUGUUUUAUUUUAUUGGCUUAUAUUCAUCACCAGAAGAGAAGGAUGUAAUGUAUGGCAUUUUUAUUUUUGUAAAGUUUACACUAAUUGGAGUAAGGGGCUUUGGGACCCCUGAACAGAUGGAUAUGGAAGAUUGAGGGAUUUGUGAGGUUUAAAAAAAAAUGAAAAAAUUAUGGGUUCCAGCAGAAUUCCUAUACAAAUAUUCUUUCUGUGUGUUGGUGGGUGGGUUUUCCUGCUGAUAGAUGAAGAUAUCAGUUUCUUGUAGUUUAGUUUAAUUUUGAAUUUGAAGUUUAUCACCAUAGGCAGAAACACUGAUUAGGAUUCAGCAAGUUUUACAUGUUCCAAUCACCUUCUUAUCCAGCCGUAAGUGUGUGAAAAACUAAAUUUAGCACCAGUUUCAGAUGUUGACUUGAAAUACCUUCAGGAACAGUGAUAAAAUGUGUUAAAUAAAUAAACAUGCCAGUGGCCAUGCAUGCUCUGUGCUAGCUCCCAUGCAUGUGAAGAAACUUUUUAAAUUAAUUUGGAAAUUUAGUGUGAAGAAGCAGCAUGUAGAUUUUGAAAAUCACAUGAAUGAUUUAGUAGAUUACAUGGUACCAUCACUCAGGGGAUAGAUACAUCAAUGGUGUGAGAAAAAAAGUGUUUAGAUACAGUUAAACUAAACAUAAUAUGAAGAAACUGGCAGAUAGUACAAAAAGAAAAGCAGCCGCAUCAAACUUUUAUUAUGUUUAUUAAUAUUUUUUCUACGUACAUCCACUGAUCCAACCAUUUCUGUAUAAAUUAUAAUGCUAUGAAAAGCCUGAAACCUGCAUUUAAUUCUACUGGUCAAUACAAGUAAUUAAUUACUGACUUUUUGGGGCUAUUGAAACAUAUAGAAGGGGAAGUGGACACAUGUUUGACCGAAACCUUACCUCACCCAUAGGCUUUGUUUGGGGCUAGUAAGGCCCCCUGGCCCCCAUGGUGGCUAGUUGCCUCCAAGUACCUAUUCACCCCCCUCCCCCCCCACACAGACAAGAAUAUACUUCUUACCAUCACCCUAAAAACAGUGAAGUAGAGCCCAAUUAAUCUAAACCUAAUGGGGGAAAACUCUUCUUUUGGUUUUAACUCUUCUUUUCUACUGUCCCACAAAAUGUAAUAAGUAUUUGUAAUAACCAACGUUUAUUUAUUUUUAAAUAAGAAAAAGAACGCAAAUCACAAAAACUGUGGCUGGAAGGAAGUCCUUAAAAGCUUGUGAUUUAUAGCAGUAAUAUUCAUCAUGGUUAGAUUAGAUUAAAAUUACUUGCUUAUCUAUCUGGAUACCAUGCAUACCUUUACAAAAUAACCCACUUAUUUCUGAGCAGGAUGCUCAACACCUUCUGUAACUGUUUGCAUACAUUUGUCAUUAGUUGCAUGUGUUUUGUUUUGUUUUUUUGCCCACUGUAUAGAGUUCCAGAAUAUGUUGAAGUUUUACAUAUAAACUAUUUAGUUUUUUAAAAUUUCGCCUACAGACAAUUUAUUAGUAUUAGCAACACAGAUAAUAACAAAUGUAGCCACACAAAAACAUCAUAUUACUACAAAAAUAACCCCAGUUCCCAGACUGGCAGCAGAGACCACUAGAAGAUUUAAGAAAGCAUUUUAGUUGUCAAGUUUACACUUUGUUAAAAUACUACUUUUGCUAUUAACACUUUUAAUGUUCCGAUUCAGCUUUUAGUUUUGUGUUCUAAUUUGUUUGCUUUAAGUGGUGCAACACAUAAAGAAAAGAACAGGCAUUUAAAUAGAAACUAAGGCUCAAAAUGAUAAUGUAUUGUCUUAAUAUAUUUUUAUUUUAUUUUUAUUUUUGUUUGUUUCUCUGGGUUUUUUUUUACAUUUUGUAACAGCAAAUAUAUUUCCAUGCCUCAUGGAAUAUAUUUUACUAAUAUGUCAUUAAACAUUAAUUCAAGUAUGGUUAACCUCAUUUUCAAGCUAACAAUUGUGUUUUUGAUUGUUAUAAAAAAACUAACUGUCUGCUUUUAUAUUAAGGAAAUAAGCACCAAGAGUUCUAUAAUGCAUAUGGCGUGGCUCGUGUGAAGCAUGAUGUUUUCUGUUGAUAACCUCAUAUAAAACCCAAGACUCACUCAGAAGGUAUUAAUGGGUUUAGAUUUUUACCAUAUGUGUUCACAGUGAAUUAAUUAACCAAUAUACCUCUAAAGCAGAAACCACUUAAAAUCGCUUGUGAAAUUACAUUUUGUUUUGUUUACAUAAUCAUGUUAGCUUUGUGCAUGUUUAAUGUGUUUGAUAUGUUUCUUAAAUGACCACUAUAGUGCCAGGAAAAUAUACUCGUUUUCCUGGCACUAUAGUGGCCUGAGGGUGCCCCCACCCUCAGGGUCCCCCUCCCGCCUGGCUCUGGAAGGGGGAAAGGGGAUAAAACUUACCUUUUUCCAGCGCUGGGCGGGGAGCUCUCCUCCGAUCCUCCUCUUCUCCUCCCUGUCGGCUGAAUGCGCACGCGCGGCAAGAGCUGCGCGCGCAUUCAGCCAGUCACAUAGGAAAGCAUUCAUUCUGCUUUCCUAUGGACGCUGGCGUGCUCUCACUGUGAAAAUCACAGUGAGAAGCACGCAAGCGCCUCUAGUGGCUGUCAAUGAGACAGCCACUAGAGGAUUAGGGGGAAGGCUUAACCCAUUCAUAAACAUAGCAGUUUCUCUGAAACUGCUAUGUUUAUGAAAAAAUGGGUUAACCCUAGCUGGACCUGGCACCCAGACCACUUCAUUAAGCUGAAGUGGUCUGGGUGCCUAGAGUGGUCCUUUAAAUUCUUCUGCUACAAGACUACGAUAAUAAUUCAUAUUCCAGAUUAUUAGUAAGUCUAAAUGUUAUAUAAUUUUAGUUAUUAAAAGUAUUAAGAUUUCCUCUGCAUGGGCUAAUUAAGCUGAGUGUUGCAGACCUUUACUAAUAUUUCUGAUGUCAAACAUUAACAUGAAGCUGUACCGAGAGAUAUUUUCUUUCUAAUCUUUUGUAUUUUUUUUCUCUACGAUCUCUCACAUUUGUUGGAGCCAGUUCAAAAUAAUUCUGUGAAUUCUCUUCCAGUUUCAGUGUAUGCCAAAAAUUCAUCUGGAUAGUAAAAGCUUUGACUGCUAUAACCUUUCCUUCCUAUCAAUCUAUAUUUUCCAUUUUCUCACCACAGAUUCAUCCUGCCCUGAUAUACUCGUUGUUGUUCUUGUAGAAAUUAUUUGGCAUUGUGUCUGUGUCUUUUGUUAUCUGUUAAGUUUAUCAGUCAUUCCAAUUUAUUCCCCUGUCAGGAAUCCAGUUUGAAGCUUGGUGCUGUGUGCGUCAGAGAGCAGAGAUAUGCAAUAUUGUUAUAUCCUUGUCCCCUUUUCUCAGUACCCUGCGCAAAACACGAAGAGUCCUAAAUGAGCAUGCUUACUCACAUAAUCAUUCUUUCCACUCUGUCUCGCUGUCCUUAGGCCUUUUUGGCCUAGGUUGAAAUGCAUCCUUUCACAUGGGGGAUGGAUAUAUGGGUUAAUAGGGGGGAAAGACUCAGGGGUGGGUGGUAUGGGAGAGAGACAAAAUUUUGUUACCGGGAGAAAUACACAAGAUGGGGAAGGAAGGAUAUGGAAAACAUUGGGACAAAGUUAGGGAGAGGGACAUGGGGAGUGGAACACAAGUGGUGAAGGAGAGAUAUGAGGAAAGAUACACUAGAGGUGGAGUGGGAUUAUAUAGGAUAUGCAGAAGCAAUGGAAAGUAGAUAACUAUAGGGUAAGUAAAAUGUGAAUAGGCAGGAGAAGGAAGUUCUAUGUUAUUUUCUAAUUAAUAUGGAAAGGGCAUUGCGUGGAUAUGUUCGUAAAGGAAUGAGCUUUGAUAUUGGAGCAGGGAACAUCAUCUUGUUCUUGAAUCCAAGCAGCACAAUGCUUUGGGUCCAGAGGCGUAACUAGAAACCACAGGGCCCGGUGCGAAAAUUACCCUGAGACACCCCCCCAUACAUCAAAUCCCCGCCACCCCCUGUACGUCUAUCCUCCCCAUCCCAUAUGUCCCCCACACACACAUACAGACAAACAGAUACACAUGCAGACACACACAUAGACACACACACAUAUACAGAGACACACACAUACACACAGACACAUACACACAAACACACACAUACAAACACACACACACAUAUAGAGACACACAUAUACAGACAUACAUACAAACACACACACAGACAUACACACACAUACAAACAAAAACAGACACAUACAGACACACACACAGACACACAGACUGACAGACACCCACACAUACAUACAGAGACACAUACAGAGAAACAUUCAUACAGAAACACAUACACAAACACACACACAUACAUACAAACACACAUAUACAAAAUGUUUUAGUCACCCUCCUGUUUCCUGCCUUUUAGAUGCAGGAGGGUGACUUCCCUGUGGUCCAGUGGUGGCUUAGGCUGAUGAGAGUCAGAGUUCCCACUCUGACUCCCCCCUCUCCUUCCUCCCGUGCGGCUCCUGGUGUAAGUUCCUCCCAGCGUCUAAUGUCAUCACAAGGAGCUCUGUCUCGCUGUUAAAGCACCGCAACGCUGACCAGGCCCCCUUUAAAUUCAUUGCCAUCAAGUGGACCUAACAGCAUGGGCCCCUUAAAUGCGGCCCAAGUCACUCUAAAUAUUCCCUCAGCCCUGCUUCUCUGAUAUCUUUUCCCCCUGCAGGGAUCGUGACCUCUGCAUGGAAUCGCAGGAAUGUUUUCUUCUUUUUUACAAUCUUUUUUUUUUUUUUUAGAAGGGAAGGGCAGGUGGAGGUGCAGACCACAUACCCAACACAAUGUAAUUUCCCCUUGUGUUUAAAAAAAGUUUUAUUUUUUUAAUUAUAAAAUAUAAGCAAUGAAUUAUUCUUAUUACACACCAUAAUUGUAUAUAUAAUAUAUUAUGAAUUAUUUAUGAUUAACAUCAAUUCCAUUAAUAAAGCCCCUAUCCCACCCUCUAUACCGCUUAUACACUCACUACGGUCUGCACACUGACUACAGCCUCCCCCUCCCCCAUACAGAUACUUUACCUCUAUACAUGCACCCUACAGCACCAAUACACACAUUAGGCCCACUAUAUAAACACACCCACUAUACACAUACUUUGCAACCUCUAUACGCAUGCACACUGUAGUCCCUAGAUGUACAACACCCAUUUUCAACACCCCAUACACACACAAACUCUACAGCAUCAGUAUAUGUGCAAUCACUCCACAGUGUCUGGCCAUACAUAGUACAUCACAAACAGAAUCCUCUAUACAAUCACUACACGACAAGCAGUUCCCUCUACACCACAAACAAUUCCUUUAAUUCCACACACAGUCUCAAAACACAUACAACACAAGACAGGCUACCACACAUGCACAAUAAACUUUACCAUCCCUGUCCCACUUUUGUUUUCUGGUAUUCCACUUAUGGAGACCGCAGAUAUAAGUCAUCAGUGUAAAAUGCAAACACAGGGCAUUUUCCACAUCUGAGAACACCUCAGGAGGGCUCUGCAUUUGGUAUGUCCUGAAGGGGCAUCAAACUAAUAUUCUAUACCUGAUGUGUGCUUGUCACUGGUGAUGACAUAAGAUACCCCCUCUGUGGCCUCAACCUUUCUACGAACAAAUGUUUGCCUCACUACUUAUGUUUGUCCGCAGUUACUAAAACCCUGGCCAAGCCAAAGUAAUCUCUGGGAGUGUGGAUGUUGAUGUCUUAAAGAUUGUAAUCAUCUGUACGUAUACCCAAUAUUUAGCAGAAUGUAUUUGCGAGGUCUGGAAGCUAAAAUUAAACAUAGCAAUUAGGCAUGUGCAUGGGGAAAAUUUUCGGUUUGGCAUUCCAAAAUUCGGCACUUUCGCAAUUCGGGACUUCAGCAAUUGGGCACUUCAACACUACGGAACUUCGGCACUUCAGUAUUUUGGAACUUCGGCACUUCAGCACUUCGACACUUCGGAAAUUCGGCAACUUCGGCAUUUCGGGACUUCGGCACUUCGGGACUUAUCUUGCAGCCGCUUAGUAGAUAACUCCCUAAUUCCCACGGUAAAAAUUACUUAGUAUUAGUAGAUUUUGCCCCUAUUCGCUAUACCGCGAGUAGGGGCAUGUCUAGUAAACAGUGAGCAGCCUGAAAAUAGCCCCCCCGGCCCUCACCCCUGAGCAGCGGGUGCGGGCCCUAAAGUAAAAUGAUGGGGGGGACCUAUUGUCCUCCCCCCUGGCCCCCUCCCCUGAACUUCUAAUGUCCUUCCCCUGGCCCCCACCCCUGAGCGACAGGUGGGGUUUUUAAAUACCAAUAAGGGGGGGACCUAAUGUCCUUCCCUCUGGCCCCCACCCCUGAGCAGCAGGUGGGGACCUAAAUACUAAUAAGGGGGAGACCUAAUGUCCUCCCCCAUGGCCCCCACCCCUGAGCGGCGGGUGGGGGCCCUCAAUUGGAAUAAGGGGGGACCUAGUGUCCUCCCCCUGGCCCCUACCCAUGAGCAGUGGGUGGGGGCCCUAAAUACUAAUAAGGGGGGGGACCUAAGGUACUCCCCCAUGGCCCCCACCCCUGAGCGGCAGAUGGGGGCCCUAAAAAUGUUUUUACCCCCAGGUGACUAGGGGUCCCCAAACCCCUAGUCACCCCCUCCCCCCCAAAAAAAGAAUUAACCCCCUACCUACCCCCCUCACCCUAAAAAUAAUGAGGGGGGGACCUUUAACUAAGUACCUGUAAAAAAAAUAAAACUUACCAUUCAAUGUUUUCUUUCUUCUAAAAUCUUCUUUUUUCAGCCCCCCCAAAAAAAAAAUUAAAAAAAUCCAUAAUAACCGAUAAAAAAAAAAAAAAAACUGAGCGCAAAAAUAAUAAUCCAUCUUCACCCAUGGAGGGCUCCGUGCAGCUUAUAAAGCCUUGCCCGACCCUGCAAUUAGGCUCAGAGAACUCUGAUUGGUGGGUUUAAGCCAUCCAAUCUGAGUGCUCUGACAGGUAAAUGAAGAGACUAACAGGUAAUUCUCUACAUUUACCUGUCACAGCACUCUGAUUGGUUGGUUUGAAAUCCACCAAUCAGAGUGCUCUGUGUCAUUUUACACAGCGUGGAAAAGUUCUUUUGAAUUUUCCCACGCUGUGUAAUUUGACUCAUAACACUCUGAUUGGUGGAUUAAGUAGCCAAUCAGAGUGUUAUGAGUCAAAUUACACACUUCGCACUUCGACACUUCGGAACUUCGGCCCUUCGACACUUCGGAAAAUCUGCAAUUUUGGAACUUCGGGACCUCUGCCUUUCGGAGAUUCGGAUAUUCGGACCGAAACGAAUUGCACAUGUCUAAUAGCAAUCUUUACUGCUAGAGUUAAAUUAUAUCCUAGAUGUGGGCACCUUUAUCUUGGUUCGUUAUCAAUCAGCACUAUAAUAGUUUUCUGCCACUGAAGAUAGAUGAAGAGGAGAAACUGAAAAUGUUUCUGUUUUCCUCAUUUGCAUUGUGUGUCCUGACUGUGCCUGGAGUCAACUGAAUUAUGAUUUCACUCUCUGAUAUACUGUACAUUUAAAAGAAAAUGGAGCAUUACAUGAAAAACAAAAUGUUAACACAAGUUAUAGGUGAUUUUCAAUGGUGCAUUUAUAAAAGACAUAGCAGCACCCCUAUUGUUAUGUUAUAAUCAGUAGAAUCGUAUAAUUGUAGCUCAAGCAGAAGCAGGAAUUUUGCUUUGCAGUCGCAAACAUCUAUAAUUUUCUAAAUGACCAAAAACAAAAUUAAAAAAAAAAACUCUUAAUGCUCUAAAUUGAAUUAAAAAUGUAUCAGAUGCAGUUAUGUAAGUAAAGGCAACAUAAUUAUCAAUAGUAUAUUUUUAUUUCUAUGGUACUCUGGUACUAUUCCUUUGUUCUCAUUAUAGAUUAAUAACUAAAGAUUGUCCCAAAAAAAGUAUCUUUUUACUAAACAUUUGCACUAAACAUUGUGGUGAUUAGACAACCACAUUUUUCCAACCCUAGCGUCUUUGUCUAAUUUUUGGAGGUGGUUGUCAGCACAACGCAAUUCACUGUUUAGUGCAAAUACUCCAUUGUCUUAAAGUACACAGAUAAAAUACAGACCGUUUUCUAGGUACAUCAGCAUGAUCUGGCUAAUGUGCUAAGAUAUUAUUGCAAAGUGUGUCAUAUAUCAUUAGGGUGAUUAAUGAAACAGGCUUGUGUGUGCGGAAGUCAAUGUUUUCAGAUGCAUUAGUAUGCAGUGCAUUAGCCAGGAAACUACUGGGAAUACCAGCUCUUAAACUCACCCUAUAAGUUAAUAUAGUUUUAAUGUUUGCCAAUACUGAGAUCUGGCCUUUAAUCGUGCAUUUAUUAUGUUAUUUGUGGCCAUAUCGAUAGGUCAUUCUCCUGCUCCUGGAACUUCGCAGCAGAUGAUGCCCAUUGAGGAAGUUGUGGAAGAAGAAGUCUUUGAACCAGCAUAUCCAAACGCUGCAAGAAGUCAGCAAAGGCCAAGAACACGUAACCAGAUUUCCAAAGCCGAGGGUAUUCCAUGGAACAAUAAAUAA
Molecule: messenger RNA, 39911 nt
Organism: Pelobates cultripes (western spadefoot toad)
Lineage: Eukaryota; Metazoa; Chordata; Amphibia; Anura; Pelobatidae
Source: the annotation of a GenBank genome assembly